AGGGAAACUGGGCUUUAUAGGCAUGUCGUUGGUCGUACCGGCUGCGUUGCUUUCGAUAAUGAACGAUGGACGGUUGGACUCCAUAUACUUGCGCCAGUGCGGGGACGUUGCGGAUCGCUGAACAUCUACGCCCUCGAAACACUCGCCGGAGUGAUGUGAGCUUCCGUGCUGAAAUGCUCGCACGCGCCGUCGACGACACUGACUCGGAGUUAUCUUAGCCGCAGAGCAGGAGUCCCGCCAUUUUCCCUCCCACGGUCGCGAUCGGCCCCGGGAAUCGCAGCCCUCGUCGGUCGCACAUAACUCCGUUCCAGAAUGGUGGCUUCGCACCCCCAGCCAACUCGGUGGCCGGCCAAAACAGCUUCCACGGCUCCGCGAGCGGCCCGAUCAACUCCCAGCUUCCUCCCUCAGCUGCGUCACACAUGUUCUUGAAACGAAAUCUCGGCCUCGGUUCUCAGAUGCAACACAGCCAACUGGCUUUGCCCAUGGAGCCGAAUGUCUGGGCCCCAGAUAUGGCUACCACCGAUGCUAGAAAUGACGCCGAAUCGUGGUUAUGGGUCGAUCCGGGGAUGUCUGCGUUUGGCCAUCGCGUACCGCAGCCGCAUACAAAGGGUUAUAUAUCGAAUGACUCUAAUGGGUAUCAGGGCUGGGAGAUGAUAGAGCGCCAGAACCAAAGCGCCGGAGUGGCCCUUCCGGAUUCCAGAGACUACAUAGACCUGUUCGAUAUGGACGUCAACGAGUUGUCACCGGAUAACAUAUUUGCGAUCUUCCUCACUGAGUUUCCCAGCUUCUCCGCUAUCACGCGCCGAGAGGUCCCCGCACCCCAGGCAAUCAAAUCCAGAUCGUACCUCGAUGGAGACACCUUUAACGUCUCGUUCGCGGCCGUCUGCGGAUUCUGCGACGACGAGAUUCGCUUGGGAGCCUCAACUGUCCGAGAGAUGCUGAUUCUCUGGGAAUCGCACAUCGCCUCCAGUGUCACCAUGAACUGCGUCGGGCUCGACCCCGUCUUCACUCCCCCACAUCCCACAUCGCAAGAUGACGUCUGGUUGAUGGGACUGGGCGCUCCGUGGCUAUCGCCGGAUCAACCCCCGCCUCAGCCGCGGACCUACAUAGCACCGACGGGUGCUCCCCUGACCGAUCGCGAUCGUGCUACCGCACUGGAAAGGUAUCUCUCGGAACCUUCCGAGGCGGGGCACGCGAGCAUGCAAGACAUUGUGAGCGCCGCCUCGAAGUCAAACUACUCGGCGUCGGAGCGGUCUCGGGCGUCGUCGCGCCAGCGCGGGGGUGCAUACACCGGCAGCGCGCCGUCGAUGAUAUCCACGCAGAGCGGCUACAUAACCUCGCGCUCGGGGCGAUCAGCAGGAUCACGACUUUCGCUCGCGCGGCGCCGACGCAAGACGGCCCGUCACCGCCACGGGACAUCGCGUGGGCGGUCAAGCGAGUCGCAGACGUCGCCGGAACUGGACCCGCACUCCGACACGGAGUGCGAUCUCGCGCGCACCGCCGCCGACAGGCCGAAGGGUCCAUUGACGUUCUUCUGCACGUUCUGUCGCGCGCCGCCGUUCACGAAGCAGGGGAACUGGGCGCGCCACGAAGAGGAUAUCCAUCUCGGGCUCCCGAAGUGGAUCUGCGCGCCGCGCGGCCCGCUCACGGAACAGAAAUGCUGUGUCUACUGCCGCAAGAAGGACUCCCAGUGUCGGUGUGUGUGGGACUGCGCGCACAAGCCGGCUAGCCACCGGACUUUUGGACGGAAGGGACAUUUGAAACAGCACCUGGAGCGCGUUCAUGGGAUCUCCGUGUGGCAUGAGAAGUACGAUUCGUGGCAUGAGCCGACUCCACCGCCGGCGCAGUCGAGGUGUGGGUUCUGUGGGAUCUGGUUCGAUGAUUGGGCAGAGCGGAAGGCGCAUAUCGCACUCGCUUUCAGGAACGGGAAGAAGAUGCAUAUGUGGAAGGGGGAUUGGGGGCUGACGGAUGACUGGAUGAAGCAGUUGGAGGGGGCUGUCUUGCCGGACAAAAGAAGGACGCCGUGGAAUCUGGCGGUGGAAUAUAUCCAACCGAAUGCGGAGCGUGGGCAUCAGAGGCCGUAAUGAAACGUGGAUGUCGAUUUGAUUCCCUUCAUGAGGCCAUCCAAGCGAGAGGCCCCCCGCAUGAAUUUUCUUUUUCACUGAGCGUAGACAAGUUUUUUACAGUGAGCCUCUCUGGGAGUAACUACUAUCCGAGUUUAAAGCGGCUUUCAAUUUCUUUCAUCCACGAUCGUUAAAAGUUGCACCUUAUCCAAGAA
Tricharina praecox is the source of this 2278-nucleotide messenger RNA. RefSeq lists its product as uncharacterized. Bases 420 to 2084 code for a protein of 554 amino acids. The record is from RefSeq and is a predicted model, not a curated record. The transcript is spliced from 3 exons. Lineage: Eukaryota; Fungi; Ascomycota; Pezizomycetes; Pezizales; Pyronemataceae.